Molecule: messenger RNA, 1254 nt
Organism: Symbiodinium sp. CCMP2456
Lineage: Eukaryota; Dinophyceae; Suessiales; Symbiodiniaceae
Source: the annotation of a GenBank genome assembly
AUGAUGCCAAGCUUCCUGCGUUUCGGCUCUUUGCAGCUGGCUGCCAAGCGUCAGGGCAUCUCCGGCGUGGAGACAGUCGCACGACACGCGCUGGCAGCCAUCGCGCGCAUGGAGGCUCACGAUGACGCAUCAACCGCCUACCUUGACCGACUUCCCGUUGCGGUGCCUGCGGAGUUGCGCGCACGUUGCUUCUAUGGCAAGCUCCCAGAGGCGAGCUGCGCUGCAAAAGCGGAUGCUCUGCCACGGGAGGCUCUUCUCCGCUGCCUCCUGAGUCGGGUGACCGAGCGCACCGCCGCGCUGCUGGCAGCGUGGAUGGCGGUUGGCUUCGCCCACGGGGUCAUGAACACCGACAAUCUGAGUUUGCUCGGCAUAACUGUUGACCUGAACGUCUUCGGUUUUCUCUCCACGUUCGACCCCUCCUGGCAGCCCAACUACAUCGACGAGACAGCCAGGUAUGCUUUCGGUGAGCAGCCGGAGAUUGCCAGAUGGAACUUGCAGAGGAUUGCCGAUGCCCUCACGGGGACCUCUUUCGUCUCAGAUCGUGAGCCGGACGCAGAGAUCUGGGCUGUGCGCCACCAAGGCGAGUGGAUGGAUCCACAGGAGGCUGCCGGCAUCUUGCAAGGCUUUGACGAGACCUUCGAGGUGUGCCGCGUGGCUCGGAUGGAGCUACGCCUGGGCUUUCCCGCCACAGGACAGCCCUGUGCCACAGGAGGUUCCCAGCCUGCCUGCCUCGAGAGACGCUGGCGGGAGUGGCUUGCCGCUGCUCGCGCAGACUACCCACGAGCCUCGCGUGGUCUGGCAGAGAUCGCUGCCGAUGAUGCUGCAUCAGCCGCUGCGAAGUUGGCAUCCCAUGCAGGCGCUGCAGAGAGAGACUUGGAGACGCUCCAAGCGCUCAUCGGAGAUCUUCGUGCGCUCCAUGGGGAGAGGGAUUUCCGAGCUGCCAUCCGCGCUGCGGUGCCAUUGGCUACGCCGCGAAGUCACAUCCUCCGUGAGGCGGCGCGCAUUGCAGUGCUGAAAAACCCAGGGGAGACAGCGGCUGCUUUUCUCAGCGAAAUCCAGAGGCUCUUGGCCUCACCCUUCGAUUCGGCGGCCUUUGACCUGGAUGAUCAUGAGGAUGACCCUCGAGAGGCUUGGCGAGGCGUCAGCCUCACAGCGGCCCCACCGGCAGAUCUGGCCGAUUUCGUGAAGCGGCGGCUCUACGGACUUCCCAAGGAGGCGCUCCGGCACAUCCAGACAAGCUGCGGAGCGCAGUGA